Aspergillus affinis is the source of this 729-nucleotide messenger RNA. RefSeq names its product gamma-glutamylcyclotransferase family protein. Gene Ontology annotation, molecular function: gamma-glutamylcyclotransferase activity. Lineage: Eukaryota; Fungi; Ascomycota; Eurotiomycetes; Eurotiales; Aspergillaceae. The transcript has a single exon. The coding region runs from base 1 to 729 and encodes 242 amino acids. The record is from RefSeq and is a predicted model, not a curated record.
AUGCACGAACAAGACCCCCCCGCCAACACCACCGCUUCCACAACCAUCACUAUCACCACAGACCCUCCCCCCGCCCUCACCCCUCCGAGCCCUCCCAACCGAGCCCUCUACUUCGCCUACGGCUCCAACCUCUCGUUCACGCAGAUGCGAAUGCGCUGCACCCACAACCCCGACCUCUCGUCCCGACCUGUGGCCAUCGCCCGUCUUGACCACUGGCGCUGGCUCAUCUGCCAGUACGGGUACGCGAACGUGAUCCCGCCCCAGGGGCUGCGCGUCGGCAGACAGAUCGAAUCCGGCGGCGAGGUGCCGAUCUCCGGCCGCGAGGAUACCGUAUACGGGGUGUUGUAUGAGAUGGAUGAGGCGGAUGAGACGCUUCUAGAUGGGUAUGAGGGUGUGGAUACGGAGCGUCCGGAGUCUGGGCAGACGGGGAAGGUGCCGCUGAGUGUAAGGCCGAAGGAGCAGGGGGGUGGGUCUUAUAAUAAGUGGUAUGUGGAUGCUGGGGUGACGAAGUGGUUGGUGGAUGAGGAGGAACGGAGGCGCUGGAUGGGCGAUGGGGAUGCGUCGACGACGAGGGUCUUGGUGUAUGUGGAUGAGGUGGGCGUGGUGGUCGAUAAGCCCAAUGAUGAGUAUAUUCCGAGGAUGAAUCGGGCAAUGCGCGAGGCCGAGACGAUAGGGUUUCCGAAGGAUUGGACGGACGAGGUGAUGAGGAAGUUUAUCCCGCCGAACUAG